AUGUCUACUAAACUUUUGAGAGCUCUCCAAAUCGACAACAUGUUCGCCCUCCCUGGCCUCAACCUGAGCGCCCAACCCUCCGAACCGCUCAACGUCCCAUCCUCCUCCGCAACCCGCACACAAGAACUCUCCGCAAAUACCGAAUACCGCUUCGAGGUCGCCUUCGCACGCGCCCUCACCAUAAAGCUUCUCACCGGCACUGCAGAGUACUUCGGCACCGAGCUCGCACCCUCCUCAACGUACACAUUCUCCGGCACUAAAGGAGCUGUCUUUACAUGGCAUGGCUGCAAGCUCGAAGUCGGCGGUGAAGCCGAGUCGGAGUACGUGGCUGAGGAGACGCAAAUGAUAGGCGCAGCGAAUGCCCAUUUCGCGCUCGAAUCGCUGCGCGAGCGCGCUGUGCAGACGCGCGAUGCCGGGCCUAGGGUCCUCGUUGUUGGCCCAGAGAACGCGGGGAAGACGUCGCUCGUCAAGACGCUCAUCGCGUAUGCCGUCAAGAGCGGCCGACAGCCCAUGGCCAUCAAUCUAGAUCCGCGGCAGGGCAUGCUCUCCGUGCCGGGUUCCCUCACAGCCGCCGUCUUCUCGUCCAUAAUAGAUAUCGAAGAGGGAUGGGGCAGCAGCCCGAUAUCAGGGCCUAGUCCGACGCCUGUCAAGAUGCCGCUCGUGUACCACUACGGGCUGCGGGAUGCGGAAGAGGGCAAGGUGUUCCGGCCGCUGGUGACGCGCAUGGCGCUGGCGGUGACGAGCAGGCUGGAGGAGGACCCGGCGAGCAAGCAGGCGGGUUUUAUCAUUGAUACGCCCGGGGGUAUCGGACAGGGGAAGGCGGGCCAAUACGAAAACAUAGAGCAUAUAAUAUCUGAGUUUUCUGGUGCGUGUGAUGUCCACUGUCGCGAUGUUAUCCCUACACCUCCCUACAACAACCUGCCCUGGCUGGCCAUUCGCCUACAAUCCUCCCAUUCACACAACAUAAAACAUAACACUAACAACCGACAGUCAACGUCCUCUUCGUCCUCGGCUCCGAGCGCCUCUACUCAGACCUCUCCCGCAAAUACUCUACCCAAGGGCUCACCGAUCCCGUCCACGUCGUCCGCCUCGACAAGUCCGGCGGCUGCGUCGACCGCACAGAAGAAUACAUGA
Molecule: messenger RNA, 1134 nt
Organism: Didymosphaeria variabile
Lineage: Eukaryota; Fungi; Ascomycota; Dothideomycetes; Pleosporales; Didymosphaeriaceae
Gene: CLP1
Product: Cleavage polyadenylation factor subunit clp1
Exons: 2
Coding region: 1-1134 (377 amino acids)
Biological process (GO): tRNA splicing, via endonucleolytic cleavage and ligation
Cellular component (GO): nucleus
Molecular function (GO): polynucleotide 5'-hydroxyl-kinase activity
Source: RefSeq, a predicted model, not a curated record